Molecule: messenger RNA, 2082 nt
Organism: Akanthomyces muscarius
Lineage: Eukaryota; Fungi; Ascomycota; Sordariomycetes; Hypocreales; Cordycipitaceae
Exons: 3
Coding region: 1-2082 (693 amino acids)
Biological process (GO): mitochondrial translation; arginyl-tRNA aminoacylation
Cellular component (GO): mitochondrion; cytoplasm
Molecular function (GO): arginine-tRNA ligase activity; ATP binding
Source: RefSeq, a predicted model, not a curated record
AUGAAAGCUUUCGCACUCCCAUCUUCUCUCCUCUCUUCACUUCGUACAGCACCGGUUGCUCCCUCUUCUUCGCGCCUCAUCGUUGCCGUUGCCCCUCGUCGCAUCGCCCGCUUCCAACCCCGCCAUCGCUCCCUGCACCUUGCACGACAACCACCGCCACCAGCCUUGACCAUGGCGGCCGACGCUUCUUUUGACAAUCUGGCUCGACAGUUCUCGCACCUUCCAUUGAUUGACAAGCUGCCCAACUGCUUCCCCGACAUCAACCCCGUCGACAUCUACCGAGCCCACAUCACCUCCAUCCUCAGCGACAUCACCGGCGCCGACAAGAGCGUCAUCUAUCCUGUCCUGCAAUGGACCGCCACUCUUGACAAGGGUGACCUGAUGCUUGCUAUUCCUGCUCUCCGCAUCAAGGGCAAGCCUGACGACCUCGGCAAGCAAUGGCUGGAAAAGUGGCCCGGAUCUCCUCUCGUCGAAACGCCCGUCCACAGUGGCGCCUUCCUAUCCUUCUUCUUCAAGGCCGAGCCCAUGGCCAAGACUGUCAUCCCCAUGGCUCUCCAGCACAACAAGGAUUUCGGCUCCAACCCCGCCAAUGGCCUCCGCGACCAAAACGACCCUUCCAAAGGCCGCCAAAAGAUUGUCAUCGAGUUCUCGAGCCCCAAUAUUGCCAAGCCCUUCCAUGCCGGUCACUUGCGAAGCACCAUCAUCGGUGGCUUCCUCGCCAACCUCUACCGAAGUGCCGGCUGGGACGUUUCCACUGUAAACUACCUCGGUGACUGGGGUAAGCAGUACGGCGUCCUUGCUCUCGGCUUUGAAAAGUACGGCAGCGAGGAAGAGCUUGUCAAGGACCCCAUCAACCAUCUCUUCACCGUCUAUGUAAAGAUUAGCAAGGAGGUGGCUGAGGAGAAGGAGCAGGCCGACAAGCUCAAAGCAGACGGCAAGGAGGACGAGGCCCAAAAGAUUCUCGACAAUGGCGUCGAUGAAAAGGCCCGCAGCUACUUCAAGAAGAUGACCGAGGGCGACGAGCAGGCCAUUUCUCUCUGGAAGCGUUUCCGUGACUACAGCAUCGAGCGAUACAAGCAGACCUACGCUCGUCUCAACAUUCACUUUGACGAGUACUCUGGUGAGAGCAAGGUCUCUGAGGAUGAGAUGCAGCAAGCCGCUGCCAAGCUCAAGGAGAUGGGUCUGGCCCACGAGGACCGUGGCGCUCUUCUCAUGGACUUUACCAAGAACGUGCCCGGAAAGGAGGGCAAGAUGCUCGGCAAGGCCAUUCUGCGCAAAAAGGACGGCACUGCCCUCUACCUCACCCGUGACAUCUCUGAGCUCAUCAACCGGUAUGAGCGCUACAAGUUUGACAAGAUGAUUUACGUCAUUGCCUCGGAGCAGGACCUUCACGUCAAGCAGUUCUUCAAGAUUGUUCGCAUGAUGGGCCGCGACGACAUUGCCGACAAGUGCCAGCACAUCAACUUUGGCCUCGUCCUCGGCAUGAGCACCCGCAGGGGCACCGUCAAGUUCCUCAACGAUAUUCUCCGAGACGUCGGCGAGCACAUGCACGAGGUCAUGAAGAAGAACGAGGACAAGUACUCGCAGGUCCAGGACCCCGAGCAAGUCGCCGACCGACUCGGCAUCUCGUCGGUCAUGGUUCAGGACAUGAACGGCAAGCGCAUCAACAACUACACCUUUGACCUCUCCCGCAUGACCAGCUUCGAGGGCGACACGGGUCCGUACCUCCAGUACGCGCACGCGCGUCUGUGCUCGAUUAAACGCAAAGCGGAGCUCAGCGACGAUGACAUUGCCACGGCCGACCUGUCGCUCCUAACCGAGCCCAUGGCCAUUAACCUGCUCCGCGUGAUUGCCCAGUGGCCCGAUGUCGUCCAGAACGUUCUCAAGACGCUCGAGCCCGCCACCAUUCUCACCUACCUCUUCAAGCUGACGCACACGUUGAGCACCAGCUACAGUCACCUCCGCAUCGUUGGCAGCGAACCCGAAGUCAUGAAGGCUCGUCUGGCUCUCUACAACUCGGCCCGUGUUGUCCUGUACAACGGCAUGAGCAUUCUUGGUCUGACUCCUGUCGAGCGCAUGUAA